Molecule: messenger RNA, 1350 nt
Organism: Mizuhopecten yessoensis (Yesso scallop)
Lineage: Eukaryota; Metazoa; Mollusca; Bivalvia; Pectinida; Pectinidae
Exons: 5
Coding region: 147-797 (216 amino acids)
Source: RefSeq, a predicted model, not a curated record
CGAGAUUUCCUGUCGUCAUUGUCACUGUUGCUAGCGACGAAGGAAGCUACAGAUUAACGAAGACGUGCGAAGGAGAUAUACUAUUUUGGUUCCAAAAGAUAACUUUUAAACUAGGUAUAGGAUAUUUUAUUUCGGAAGAAUCUACAAUGGAUGACGAACAACUGCGAAAUAUUGCACAGAUUUUGGUGAAGGAUGUAAUAGAGAAAGCCGUUGAUAGAGUAAAGACCGAGAACAGGCAAAUGGAUGAAGGUCUUGACCAGGGCGUAGACGGCAUUGUAGGACUGACCAUUGGACGGUCAAUCACGGCCAUACGCGAAGGUCAAAGGUCACCAACUGACAACAAGAUGGAGAGAAUGUUCGGACUUAACAAAACCUUGGUUACUGCAACACCGGAAGUAACAAGUGGCACAACAGGAAGUAAGCCUCUGGAGAUUAAAGAUGAUCGAAUCAAACCAAGUGUUGGAGGAAACGAUAACAAGCCUCAUAUCAUCACCUCUCACCCCGUCAAAGACGACAAGCCGACAGAACUGAAGAAAGAGCACGUGAUUACAACGCAUGAGCAUUUAAACAAGACUUUCGGUAAGAAGAAUGUACUGGGACGAUUGUUGGACAGGAUCCUCAAGAGAGACAAGAAAGAGGCUAAGGAAAUCGAUGCUGCUACAGCAGGUGGCAGCACCAGUACCUCAGUCGGUGGAAAGAAGAAGAGCGCAUCCAAGGCCCAUAACAAGAGAGACUGGAUACGUAGAAAUCUCCUGUGCUGCUUCGUCAGACAGACUGCCACAGUCGAGCCUCUAUAAAUGAAUAAAUACAUCAAGCGAAGUCAUGGACAUUCCGAAUAUAAUGUGGCUUACAUGUAUCAUAUUAACGAUAUAAACAAAAACAAAAUAAUGAUAAUAUUGAAUCAAUUUCUAAAAGUAAAAAAAUAAGAAACCCGGAUUCAAGUUUGGUGACAGAGUGAAAUUAUCGUAAGAUAUAUACUUUAUUUAAUUAAAUAAUCCAAUCCGUUUAAGCAUUAGUCAAAGCAAUCUUAAUUUUAGCAGUGAAAUACUCAUUGUUCAAGUCAAGUUUUUGUCAUUGUAAUUAAGAGAUAGACUGGAUUGCCCCCCGUACUAUCACUACUCUCCGCCAGGCUUCGAAAGAAUACAAUUUAUAUCGGACCGCGCUCGGCCAUUUCCGUGAUAUCACUGACUCUCAAGUAUGCAAAGGAAAGGGGCGGAACGAUCCGAUUGGUAAAAUAGUAUCAUUUUUUUCUGAUAUUGGCCGUCACAGAGCUUCGAGUAAUGAAUAGUACUGAUAAAAUAUGUUUUCAUGCUUGACAAUUUGUAUACGUACAUCUUGUUUCAAUUAUUA